CAUUUUUACUCUUAAAUAAAAGAGCAUAAGAAGAACUAUGAUUUUGUCCUUAUUUAGAGGCAGUUAAACAUCAGUAUUAUAUUUUAUGAUAUGAAAUCAAUGAUAUUGUUUGCAAAGAGAGAAUGACACGUAAUAUAUUUGUAUGUGAUUUAUCAAAUCGACCAAAUAUUCAUAAUUAUGUCCAUAAUUAAGAUCACACGAUUUACUGCAUUUAUUUCCUUUUCUAUUGUUUUUUCUAUAUCUUUCUAUAUAAUAUGGUGAGUCAAUAUGAUUAACAAAUUCAAAGGUGUUGUUAUGCAAAACUAUUGUUGUCGUUUUCUCGUCAAAUGCUCAUAGCCCUUUCUGACAAAUUAGAGAGAUAAUCGGUGUAAUGGCUGACCUGUUGAUGCAUAACGCAGCAAGGACAAGCCACAAGUAUCAUCAAUUUCUUUGUAAAUGACGAGGGUUUUCUGAUGUACGUGGUAUAUGAUUAGAGUCAAUCGGUCUACUGGAGACGGGUUUUAUGUUUCUGACAUUUCCAGAAAACUUGUACGCACUCUUAUGGCGGAUAAUCAAUUAAUAUUUGUUUAUGUCAAUUUUAUUUCCGUUAUAUUAAUUAGCCAUGAUCUCCAUGGAAAAUAAUCAGAGCUAUGUGUUUUUCCUGAUCGGGCUUUAUGCAAAAUUAUUUGAGUAAGCAAUUACACUCUUUAGAAAUUUAGAUUAAAAAGGGUGUUGUGCUUUUCCUCUCUAUCUAUAGCUAUGAAUCUUUGCUGUCUAUGCACUUUCAAGGCUGAUGACCUGCUUUUCUCUCACCUCCUCAGAGAAAGCUAUUAAUUGCUAGCAAAGAUGCUUCUAAAUAGUGUUUUGACAAAUUUUAUUUUGUCACUCUAUGUAGGGGAGAGGAGGGGAAGCAGAAGGUGUUUCAUAUGGUUACACUAUGAAGUGACCCAUAUUUUUAAGUUUUACACGCAGAAUAGCUUUAUGGGAGAUUAAAGAGAGGAUAAGCUAUAUUGUACUUGUUCUGUCAAUGUCAUUUCUUUAUGUACCAUGACAUUGCACCUUCACAAUGCCAGCUCUCAGCAGAUGGGUAUGUGUAAUGUAUGAUAUUUUAAUCUCAAGAUUUCUCGGAACGUACACAAGACAAAAAAGAUUUGAAUUUGCAACAGCCCAUAAACAUGCAUCAUUUUUAUUACCCUUCCCUUUGAUGUAUAUUUUUUUUUCAAAGUACUAGUGUUAAUACACAGAUAUUUAUAUUGUACUGUAAAAAUUUCUUCACAUUAUUUGAUACAUGUAAUAAUGUCUGUUGUAUACAUGUAAAAAAGGCAUAACAUAGACUGUCCAGUAAGCAGUGUUGAAAACAUUGGCUCAGAGAAGCUGAUUUUUUAUUCAGUGAAAACUUGUUGAGUUGCAGUUUUUUUUUUUUAAUCAUUGUGCGAGAGGAGGCGGAAAUAGAAUGAAACCUUAUUUUUAAUCUAUAGAAAAUAAUCUGUUAUUUGUAUUGUUAAGUACUUGUAGCUGCUUUGACAAAACACUCUCACUAGGUAACCUUAUUUCAAGAAAAAGAAAAAAGUAUUUUAUAAGUAGAAGUCCACAUUGGAUACAAAAGAAAAAUAUUUUAAUUUCUCUAUUUCUGUUUUAAUUUUGAUAAGAACAUACUGAAAACAAUGAAUAGCUAAACCGUCUCCGGCAGUGUCAUCCUAAUGUUCCAGCUGUUACGUACCAUAUAACAUGCUGGGAUUGUACAAAUAUAUCUUCUUUUUUCUAUUUUUACUUAGAAAUAAGCCUAUUCUUAAAAAUAGUGAUACAUUUUGAAAAUAAGCCCCUUUUUCGUAAUCAGAUAUCAGAUUAAGCUGUCUAACUUGAAGAUGUUGACAUUUUUUAGCUUGAAGGCACAAGUUUUUUGACAUACGUCUGAGAUGUAAAUAUCACUGUUGUUAAAAUGUAUGUCCUAUAGAAAUUUGAACUUGAUUGACUUCAACUUAAGGCAGAAGGGGAAAUGACCAUGGUCUUUAAUAUCUGUAUGCAUGUAAGACUUAUUAUCUUUGUUUUGUCAUGAGGAGAUUAAAUCUUUCCUGUAGCAGUGUGUAUGCAUGUUCUAAUGUGUCAAUAUUGCUUGUCUGACCAGUCAUGACAACUGAGCUAGGUUUCCAAUUCCUUUCAAUGUGACAUCAAAGCUUGCUGACAGGAUACAUUUCUUCUGCCAAAAUCUCUUUAGCUGUCUCUAAUUGUCUUCUUAAUCCUAAAUUAAUUGUAAAGCAUUGGCCAAUAAUGAAUGAGCACUAGUAUACAUGUAACUAGCAUUCUAACCUACAAAAAUUAAUUUGAGCUUUGUCAAAUGAAAGAAUUUGGAAUGAAUAAGUUCAUUGGUAAAUUGCUGCAGAAGUACACAUGCAUCAGAUAUCCAUGUAUACAUGUUCUAGUUUUGUACAUGCAUAAGGGUUUUCAUAACUGCUACAACUGCAGAGUGAAGAUUGUGUCUUCAAGUACUAGGCUCCAAGCAUCAGCUGUUUUUGCUCUGACUGCCUUGAACAGUUCCAUGACGUAGAUGAAUAAUUAAACAAUGACCACUUCAGCCACAAACAGCAAUUACAGACUACAUAUUGACUUGUGUAUCUCCAUUAAGGCAGCCACUUCUUGCCUCAUUCUCGGCUUAAAGUCCACUUACGGUAAUCCCAUUUCCAGUUGAUAAAGUGUCAAGACAGUUACUGGUCCCCUUAGGGUAGGCCCAGUCUGCUUGCAACAGAAGUACUUCAAACAGUGUCAAGGGUACUCAGUGGCUCAAACUGAAACCAAAUCUUUCCUUGUCCUGUAAGUCAUUAACAACAAGUUCCUGGCCCGAGAUACUUUGUCAAUAUACCAAACUGUACUGUAAAUUUAUCAGUUGCUCCGAUUGUUUGCAGUGUUUAAGUUUUGAUAAAAUUUAAACACAUACCGGUAUAUAUAUAUAUAUAUAUAUAUAUACCUACCUGCAAGUGUUGUAACAUGGGUGAAUUAUGUUUGGAUAGCAAGAAGGCGCUGCAAAUGCUUAAACCUGUGUCCUCUAUUGGGCCGGAGUUGGACCAUUUGGAGGCAGAUCGAAACAUUCCUUCGGACCCUCUGGAUUAUCGAAAAAGACGAACCAUCCGCCUGAUGAAGAAAAAUGAAUCCUGGGGAUUCACCAUUCAGACAUAUGGAUUUAAAAACAAGAAAACCGGAGAAAUAGAGGUUUAUACAUACGUAGAUUAUGUUGAUUUAAAUGGACCAGCAAGCAUUGCAGGCAUGAGAAGAGGGGACAUAAUUCUGUCAGUGAAUGGGAAGAGUGUUGAGUUUGCCACCCAUCAGGAGUUGGUGUCCGUUAUCCAGUCCUGUAAAGAAGAGGCGAGAAUGGUUGUGCUAUUUGUGGACUGUUGUAAAAAGGUUGAACUUCAUGACAGACUGAUCAAAUUAAAGAAACUGCUCAGUGACAAGAUUAAAGAGCUCAGGAAUGUAGAGAUGAAGGAGAGAGAACUCUUAGAUGGGCUUUGCACUAUGCGGGGCCUAGAGAGAUUUGAUCACUCCAGACAGAGUAUUUACAGCAAUAGGUCUAGCGAUUCAAGUCUGGACAGAAUCAGCAUCCUAACGCUCAACAGCAGCACCAUUUAUAACCUUCCAAACACCGUCACUCUUCACCUCAACACCUCCAAUUCAUCCUCCCCGACAUCGAAGAGCUUCAGUGAUGAUCAGAGUGACUGUACCGAUGAUGGCGAAAUGUUCGCUGAUGUGAGUUUCGCAGAUGAUUCCGAUGGAGACUCGGGAUAUUCGUACGAUGAGGUUCCCCACUUAGAGAGGAAAAAUACUGUGAUUGAGCGAGAGAAACCGUUCGUUGAAGUGAGAGAGAGGCGGGGAACAUUAGUGGCACCUGUCUGUGAGUGUAUAGAGGACAGCAUUUGUCAGUUUUGUAAAGUAAGGGAGAUUUCUGAAUCCAGUAUGACUUUAGCUGAUGAGUCAGACAUUUCUACUCCAGUUCAGGAUACAACAAGUUGUUUAGAUUCCAUAUGUAUCCAGAAUAUUAACUCUUCAUCGAAGUCCGAUCCUGAGGAAAUAAGUGGAGCUAAUGAAGUAGAGGGAUGUUCACAUGAAUCGGAUGAAAGAGAUGAAAUGACUCCAACUAAUUCAGAUCAGAUCUGCGCAUCUAACAGUCUAGAACAGUACUCAGCAAAACCUGACCUCGAUAAUGAAAAUCUUUCUCUUUCAAAUCCAGAUGAAUUGGAGCAGAGCUCAUGUAAUACUAGUACUAAUGAAAAUCUGACUUCACUCAAUCCAGAUCAGAUCCAUGGAUCUGAUGUUCCUGAACAGUCAAAUGACAGUGAACAUGUGGAUGAGACUGAUGGUGCUUGUUGUCUACCUGCCGGUCAGGUAGAACAACAGGAAUCACCCAACGCCAAGUCAGAAGAAACCCCUGAUGAUGCAAAUUGGGAUUUCCCUUUCUGGACAGAGGGAGCUGUUGUUAUCAAUCUGGAUGAUGAGAAAACUAAACUUUGAUUUUAUAACUUGAAAAUAUAUGUAUACUAAUGCAUAUAGUUUUUUAAACAAAUUUAUGAAAUUUAGCUUAUUAAGAUAUGAACUUUGUAAAAUGAUUUCAUUGCUAUUCGAAUUUAAGACAUAUUACGGUAUCUCUUUAUGGUAUAUAUAGCUUAAAGCUUUGAUUCCCCCACCAUUAAAACUACCACCCCACCCCUGCCAGAUACCUUGAAGUCAGCGUUCAGAUAAACUGGUGCUCAGCAUUCAUCAAUAUUGUUUUCUAUUUUGUAAAUUGGUUGUUAUUGUGUUAAAGGUUGUUCACAUGAGUCAUUUUUCAACAACAACAAUUUUUUUUCUAACUACCUGGUAAAGAAUGGUAGAGUGUUUGAUAAGGAUGUGAUUGUUGGCGUAUUGUAAAGAAUGAUAUAGAAUUAGUAUGUUAUAUUUCCCUAUAGUGCUGGUCACUGUCAAAGGAGCGUUCAUUGCAUUUCAAAUUAUUGUUUUUGUAACGUGUAGAUAUAAAUGUGUCAGUUUUAUUAAAUGCUAUUUAUUUAUUUGGUGUUUAUCAGCGAAGGUAAUAAGGAAGCCUAGAAUUGAACUCAUUUUAAAACAGUCAAUUCACAGGAAGUAAUACAUGUUCAGUCCCUCAAUUGUCAAGUAUUCACAGAGGAAGUGUUAUAAAGUGACACUUAGUAUAGAAAACAACAAACAUUUCAAACUAUCCCACAUUUCUUACAAGUACAUCAUUUAUCUUCUUGGUGUAAAGGGACCAAAAUUCACUCGUUUUUGCAUGUGUCGCACUUUGAAAUACACAAUUUAAAUGUAAUUCUUUAAAUUUUUUCAAAAUGUUGUGAUAAUACAGUGAAUUGGAGACAUAUUAAGAGAGAUUAUCUUUAUUUAUCCAUAAAUCAUAAAUCAGACAAUGCCAAGAUCAUAUGGAUGUCAGUUAAUUUCCAAAAGUUGAACAGGCCUGGUUCAUGUUUUGUGACAGGAUGUUUUAGAUGUUAAUACAUUUAUUUAUUAUCCCACAUUUUGUCCCAACAAUUAGUGCUAUUUAUUUAUAUUGCUUCCUGUAAUUAAUUUUUCCAAAUAUUUACAGUGCUUUAAGGAUGUUUACUGCCGUCGUUUUUUUUGUUUAUUAAUGUGAAUGAAUGAAUGAAUUCAAAUAAAAGUGUAAAGCAAAAGUUUAAAACGAUCAUUGGUUUUACGGUGCUGUUAGCGGGAGCUCUCUAUUGCAAAAUUGUUGUUCAUCUUUUGUUACAAAACUCUUUGAUGUAUCAAUUAGAUUGAUCGUUUAUCCAUUUCUAUUAGUGCUAAUAUACAAUGUGAUUCACUUUAUUUUGUACUCUUUUAAGAGUGAAUUUGUUUGGUAUGUCAUUUACUGUAGAUUUGUUCAGAAAUGCUCACCGCAUUGUGGGUGUAAGGAUGCGUUUUGUGUUGGGAAUGAAAGCUGUUACCUUAUUUGAAACUGUUGUUAAUGCAGAGUUUCGGUUCUUUGAUUCCCGUUUUCUGUGUGAAAAUAACACAAUUUGGGGAGGGGGGGUCCCACAAAACAGGAUUGAAUAUCCUGUUAGGUCUAUAUCUUUACCACAAGUUUUAAGUUAACUAUAUUUAUCCGCGGAUCUUGAGGGGAAUGCGAGAGUAGCGACCAGUUUUGUACCUGGGCAGAGUUUCCUCCACCCCCAAAAGACCGCUGUUGUAUAGCGCUAUUUCUCCGUAACCAUCUUUCCCAUGAAAAAAAUGAUUAUAUAGCUCUAUUUUGCACAAGAAAAAUGAUAUGGCUCAUUCACAUUUUUUAAUUAAGUUUAAUAUUCUUUGCUUAUCAAACAUUUUGGGUUUGACCUUAACCUUAACCUAUAGAAAUAUUUAUUGUAAAACAUUAAUGAAACCCUUUUUUGGCACAAUGAUAUCUUUUUCAAUAUAAAAUGUGUCAUGGUCACUCAUUGGAAAUCCAAAUAAUAUACAUGUAGUUAGAAGGCAAGGAAUCAAAGGAAAAAAUAUUUAUUUCCUGUGGAAAAUUUCACUUGGACCAGCUGAAACCAUACAUGCUUUGAUUUUUCAUCCUGUUUCAAAUUUUGAUAAAAAGGAAUUAUGAAAAGGAACAAUUUUAACAAAUGAAUUAGAGUCAUUACCAACCAUCGUGAGUUAAUAUAUUAGGUUUUGUAAGGGAAUGUUGAAUUUUAUUUGAUUAAUUUUAAGGACCAAACUAUACUGUUAUAUAUUGUUAUCAUUAUUCAGUUUCCAGAACUUUUGUUACUGCUUUACUAUUUAAUCUGUUGUACAAGUUGUUAAUAAAUGUUAUACCAGUAUAAUAAAUAUUUGUUACA
Molecule: messenger RNA, 6785 nt
Organism: Magallana angulata
Lineage: Eukaryota; Metazoa; Mollusca; Bivalvia; Ostreida; Ostreidae
Exons: 7
Coding region: 2962-4479 (505 amino acids)
Molecular function (GO): protein binding
Source: RefSeq, a predicted model, not a curated record